GGGAACCAAGUCUUUGUUGCCAAUGCAAACAACCUGCAAAAGGGUCCUCCACAACUGCAACAACACAAGUCUCUUCGUUUGAAAUCAUCAAGGGUAUUUGAGAAGUGGGUCUAAUGCCAAAUUGGUUCUGGGUUGCUUCAAUGGGUUGAUGCUUAUUGACAAUGCGCUUGUUCUGGUGGCAACAGUUGCCUCUGCUUAUACUCAUUCAGAUUUUACAACCCAGCAGAACAAGUUACAAAAUAUAUGCUGAAGCUUUACUGACUUUCAAUAGCAGAGUUGAAAGUCCUGAACUCUCCAGUGGUCAGACUGGAAAAUAUCCAUGUCUAAAACAAUGGACAUUACUGAAAUAUUAUAAACUGCAAGACCCUUGUGUUGUUUCUCUCAGCAAAUUUCCUGGUAUCUCUUCAAUUCCCCUGCGGCCUAGCAGAGUCAGCUUAGCACCAUUUGCUCCAAGACAUUUCGUGACACAGUCUUCAAUCAAUGUACAAAAAGAGAUCCAUAAACCCAGAAACAGAAGGAUAGCACACAUAGUUGAUGGGGACAGAAGUGUUCCAACACUCACACCUGUACAAGCAGCUGGUGACAAGAAACCAAAAAAGAAAGUUGCAGCCAUCAUUGGUGGAGUUGCUGCUGCUUUGCUUGUGGUUAUUGUAGUGAUACUUGUUUACAUCUAUUUAAUGCGUGUCAAAAGAGUGGUGAGGAGAACAUCUGAUACAUCAUCUUCUACACCAUCCCCCCAUGUUGAAUGGACAAGAGGGGACACAUCCCCCUACGCGGUUGCUCUAUCUCCAUAUGACACACACAACUUGAGGCAACUGACAAUAUUGGAACUGGAGCAAGCUACUAGCAAUUUCAAUGAAAACAAUAUCAUAGGCCAAGGCAGAUUUGGUUUGGUCUACAAGGGAUUACUCCAAGAUGGAACUAUUGUGGCUAUCAAGAGACGCCUACAUGCUCCAACUCAGUAUUUCUUUCAAGAGGUGAAGCACAUAGCUCGUGUGAACCACGUGCAUAUUCUCAGGCUCAUUGGUUAUUGUCAGGAUUCAAGUCAACAGUUACUUGUCUAUGACUAUCUUCCAAAUGGAAAUGUCGGGAAUCAUCUAUAUGAUGCUGAAGGUUUACCUAUUGGAAAGUUGAAUUUACGGCAAAGGUUAUCGGUUGCUUUGGGAGCAGCCAAAGGACUUGCACAUCUUCAUAGUUUGGUACCUCCCCUCCUGCACAUGAAUUUCAGGACAAGCAAUGUUCUUUUGGAUGAUAACUUUACAGCCAAGGUGUCCGAUUAUGGACUAACCAGACUGCUCAAUAAGGCUCCCUAUACCGGAUCAUCUUCAGCCAUAGACUGCUUUCUUGACCCAGAGUUAGAUUCAUUGAACAAAUUUUCAGAAAGAGGUGAUGUGUACAGUUUUGGUGUCUUCUUACUGGAAUUGAUCAGUGGAUGUGAAGCAAAUGGCAGAUACCAGUUGAAUUCGGGGGAUAAUCUCGUAUUGCAGGCAAAGGAUUGUGAGGAUUUGGAGAGAUUUGUUGAUAAAACAUUAGGAGAAUAUUCAAUGCAAGCUGCAACAAAACAGAUGAUGGAGUUAGCAUUGAUGUGUAUAGAUGCUAGUGAACAAAGACCACACAUGAAGAUUGUUGUUCAAGAGCUCGAACGGAUUCAAGCAAGAGAAACUAGCCAUUUUCAAAUUGAAGUUGAUGAAGAAAUAGGUGCUAUUGCACUUGAGAUUGGUGAUGCAUUAGUGAUCAAGGGAGAUAGAAGCAAAGAGUCACAACUAGUUAUGUUGAAGAACCAGCUCACAGUCUGA
Messenger RNA from Fragaria vesca subsp. vesca, 1796 nucleotides. RefSeq names its product proline-rich receptor-like protein kinase PERK13-like. The record is from RefSeq and is a predicted model, not a curated record. Lineage: Eukaryota; Viridiplantae; Streptophyta; Magnoliopsida; Rosales; Rosaceae. Bases 162 to 1796 code for a protein of 544 amino acids. Gene Ontology annotation, molecular function: ATP binding; protein kinase activity. The transcript has 11 exons. Gene Ontology annotation, biological process: protein phosphorylation.